Molecule: messenger RNA, 588 nt
Organism: Punica granatum (pomegranate)
Lineage: Eukaryota; Viridiplantae; Streptophyta; Magnoliopsida; Myrtales; Lythraceae
Source: RefSeq, a predicted model, not a curated record
AUGUCGGAUCACGAAUCGCUGCGAUCCCAUGAUGAGAAGAAGAAGAGGAGGAUGAAAUGGGCUGCGUAUAUCGCUGCCUUUGCCGUGUUUCAGGUCAUAGUCAUCCUUGUGUUCGUGAUGGUCGUGAUGAAGGUCCGGACCCCCAAGUUCCGGAUAGGGGAUGGCGUCGUGGUCCAAUCCCUGACCACUGGGGACGCAUCGUCGUCGCCCUCGUUCAACAUGAGCUUCAGCGCACCUAUCAGGAUCAAGAACAACAACUUCGGGCCCUACAAGUACGAUGCUACCCUCGUCAACUUCACCUACGGGGGCAUUCAGGUGGGGCAGGCGACGAUCCCGAAGAGCACGGCCAACUUCAUGGGCACCAAGAAGCUCGACGUGACCGUGUCCGUGAGCUCUGCCCCUCUGACUGACACGUCAGGCCUCUCGAGGGAGCUGAACUCCGGGAUCUUGACGCUGAGCAGCCAGGCAAGGAUGAACGGGAAGUCAGAGAUCAUGCUCAUCUUCAAGAAGAAGAAGGCCACCAACAUGAACUGCACGAUGGAGUUUGAAGUCCAAGCGAAGAAGAUCAAGAGUGUGGAGUGCAAGUGA